Molecule: messenger RNA, 1524 nt
Organism: Mirounga angustirostris (Northern elephant seal)
Lineage: Eukaryota; Metazoa; Chordata; Mammalia; Carnivora; Phocidae
Product: olfactory receptor 5AU1
Biological process (GO): sensory perception of smell; G protein-coupled receptor signaling pathway
Cellular component (GO): membrane
Molecular function (GO): G protein-coupled receptor activity; odorant binding; olfactory receptor activity
Source: RefSeq, a predicted model, not a curated record
AAUCUUCAGACGGCUGCCCUUGGCUAAAGCAGAACCAAAUCCAGUGAGAGCCCCUGGGUGUUCCCCCUCAUUUCGGGUGGUACCCUCGUUCCACACACCAGGGCACUGGAGAAAUAUGGAAGGGGCAAACCUGAGCCAAGGGAUGGAGUUAGAGCUCUUGGGCCUCACCAGUGACCCCCAGCUCCAGAAGCUGCUCUUCACCAUGUUCCUGGGCACGUACACCAUCACUGUGCUGGGGAACCUAAUCAUGUUCCUUCUGAUCCGCAUGAGUGCCACUCUGCACACGCCCAUGUGCUCCCUCCUGAAGAGCCUCUCCUUCUUGGACUUCUGCUACACCUCCACAGUUGUCCCGCAGACCCUGGUGAACUUCUUGGCCAAGAAGAAAGUGAUCUCCUAUUUUGGCUGCAUGGCUCAGAUGUUCUUCCAUGCAGGUUUCACCACCAGUGAAUGCUAUCUCAUUGCCGCCAUGGCCUAUGACCGCUCUGCCACCAUUUGUAACCCCCUGCUCUUCCCACUCCCUGUGUCUCCUGAGAUCUGUGUCUCUUUGAUUGUGGGCUCCUAGGGUGCAGGAUUUCUCAAUUCUCUUAUCCACACAAGCUGUAUCUUUAGUCUGAAAUUCUGUGGUGCUCAUGUGGUCACUCACUUCUGUGAUGGACCACCUAUCUUGUCUCUGUCUUGUGUGGACACCUUGAUGUGUGAGAUCCUGCUCUUCAUUUUUGCUGGUUUCAACCUUUUGAGCUGCACCCUUACCAUCUUGGUCUCCUACCUCUUAAUCCUCAUCUCCUUCCUGAGAAUAAGCUCAGCCCAGGGCAGGUUCAAGGCCUUUUCCACCUGUGCUUCCCACCUCACUGCUGUGUCCCUCUUCUAUGGCACACUUUUUAUGUACCUGCGCCCCAGGUCCAGCUACUCGUUGACCCAAGACCGCACAGUUGCUGUGAUCUGCACAGUGGUAAUCCCAAUGCUGAACCCCCUUAUGUACUCCUUGAGAAGCAAGGAUGUGAAGGAAGCUUUAAGAAAGGUUUGGGGCAGGAAAAUAAUGGAAUGAUCCUCUCAACCCAUUACCACAUAUCUUUAGAAAGCCAAAGGAGGGGCUCCUGGGUGGCUCAGUCGGUUAAGUGUCUGCUUUCGGCUCACAUCAUGAUCCCAGAGUCCUAGGAGUGAGUCCCUGUGUUGGGCUCCCUGCUUAGCGGGGAGCCUGCUUCUCCCUCUCCCUCGGCCGGCCCCUCUCUCCCCCCACCUCAAAUAAGUGCCCCCUCUCUCUCAAAUCAAUAAAUAAAAUCUUAAAAAAAGCAAGCAAGCCAAGGAAACUACCUUAUGUGGUGCCAGCCCAAGUACAUGUCCGUGCUCCUCCCUGGGAAUAAACGGCAUAAGCUCUGGUCGCUGGUGCUUCUGCAUCCACCUGCCACAGAAAGAACUGGUGGUAUCAUAGAGACUAACCAGAACUGAGAAGGGAGUGUCUGCUUGUUGCAGAAUUUGACCCAUUGGCAAGAUUUAGCCGUGCCUUUGUUCAGAUGCUUUGCUCGU